Messenger RNA from Closterium sp. Naga37s-1, 795 nucleotides. Lineage: Eukaryota; Viridiplantae; Streptophyta; Zygnematophyceae; Desmidiales; Closteriaceae. The record is from the annotation of a GenBank genome assembly.
AUGCGCCUCGAUGUUGCGUUCUAUCUGGGGGUUGGAAUUGCAGCCAUCCGAUCGGCAGAUAGGACUCCUCCUACCUCCCCCGUCUCGUCCCCAGCAGCAUCUUGUCUCCCAAGCCUUCACCUUACAAAGUGUGUGUUUUCCUCCUCCUCACUCUCGCUUAGUGGCAGCGGUUCUUCUCUAUAUAAUGGCAAGGGCGGUCAUCAUUUUCCAGCACCGUCGGUGUCUCCCCUCGUCCUGCCAUCUGCGGUGGUGGCUCCGCCUGGCGCUCCUUCUGCUAUUGCCCUUGCCGCUGCCCCUGUGGGCGUCGCGCAGGCGGUUGUUGAUGGCGGCGAGGUGGUGCAAUCGGUGGAGUCCGCCACCACUGACGUCCCGGGCCAGGGGGCGCUCCCUGCCGCUCCUGCUCUUCCAACUCCGGCGACACUCGUGCCGCCUCCGCCCGUGCUGGCAGGUCCCGCUCCUGCGCCGCUUGUGGCUGCUCCCCCUGCUCAGCGUCGGCUGUCUCGAGGCCGCCAUCAGCAGCGGCCUCACUCCCCUGCGCCUCGUGACGAGCGGGAGACGUCAAGGCGGCGCCACGAAUCUCCUCGGCGCCGCGGUUCCCAGGCAAACUGGGCAGCUCCCCGCGGCAAGCGUGGAGGCUGGUGGGGGCAGCGCCAUCACAGUGGCGGCUGGGCGCAUGAUCAGCUGGCGACGAUGGCAAAAUUUCCAGUGUGCUGUUUCUGCUACGGUGCGAGGGGAGCGGAUUGGGCAGGCGAGCCAGAGCCACUCGCCGCGUGUAACUCCGACCUAGGAAAGUGA